Molecule: messenger RNA, 429 nt
Organism: Syzygium oleosum
Lineage: Eukaryota; Viridiplantae; Streptophyta; Magnoliopsida; Myrtales; Myrtaceae
Product: precursor of CEP9-like
Exons: 1
Coding region: 1-429 (142 amino acids)
Biological process (GO): regulation of root development; root development; regulation of leaf morphogenesis
Cellular component (GO): extracellular region
Molecular function (GO): hormone activity
Source: RefSeq, a predicted model, not a curated record
AUGAUCAUCCAUGAAAUUCUCUCCAUAGAUGCAAGGCCAUUGAAGCAUACCAUAGCUCACAAUGCCAAUUCCCUUAAGGAAAACUACCAGAUCAGUUCAGCAAAGCUUGUAAGCGAAAAAGCCGACGCGGGACAAAAGAUUGCAGAGAAAGGAGAAGUACUGUCGCCAAGCACACUGGUGCAAAGUCUUGGCCCUGAUGAUUUGGCAGCGGUUCAUGUUGACGAUUUUCGUCCCACCACACCAGGAAAUAGUCCCAGGAUUGGCCAUUCUUUUACUCGAGAAAAGGAUGUCGAACCAAAAGAAACGGAUGGAGGUUAUAGGCACGUUGUGGCUGCGGCGAGAAAUGACUUCCGACCCACGGAACCCGGUCACAGCCCUGGUGUUGGGCAUUCGUUCGAAGACAAGGUUACUGCAGGACCAAAUUCAUAA